AUGCUUCCAGUAGUGCUUGGCAUUACAAGUAAACAUAAGCACGUGGCUGGAAUAUUUAAGGAGUUUAUUUUUAGUGCUCCUGAUGACCUCCCUGAAAUCAUUCUAACAUUGUCUUUGAUCAGCACCAUUGGAGCAUUUUUGAACCUGCACUUGAAAGACUUUCCAAUUCCUCUCCCUGUGAUGUUAUUUUUACUUGGAUGCGGUUUUGAAGUAUUAAGCUUUACAUCUUUUCGGGUCCAAAGAUACGCAAACGCCAUACAAUGGAUGAGUCCAGACUUACUUUUUUGUAUAUUUGCACCAGUAAUUUUCUUUACUACUGCAUUUGACAUGGAUACAUACAUGCUUCAAAAGUUAUUUUGGCAGAUACUUUUAAUUACAAUUCCCGGCUUUUUGGUUAAUUAUAUCUUAGUUCUUUGGUAUCUGGCAGCUGUAAAUAAAUUACAUUUGAAGCCCACCCCAUGGUUAUUAUUUUCAGCUAUCCUUGUGAGUUCGGAUCCCAUGCUAACUGCAGCUGCUGUAAGAGACCUUGGGCUUUCUAGAAGCCUCAUCAGUUUAAUUAAUGGAGAAAGUCUGAUGACCUCUGUUAUAUCGUUAAUUAUAUUUACUAGUAUUAUGGAUUUUGACAAAGAACAACAAAAUAAAAGGAACCAUACCAUAGCUCGAUACAUCGUGGGUGAAUUUUUUUCAAAUAUUAUAGCAAGUUUCUUGGUUGGAAUUCUAAGUUCAAAACUGAUUCAAUUUUGGAUGUCAACUGUUUUUGGUGAUGAUGUCAAUCAUAUAAGUCUCAUCUUUUCAAUUCUGUAUCUCAUCUUUUAUAUUUGUGAGUUACUUGGAAUGUCAGGAAUAUUUACUCUGGCCAUUGUGGGACUUCUUUUAAAUUCUACAAGUUUUAAAGCAGGAGUUGAAGCACUUCUUCUUGAAUUCUGGAAUUUUCUAUCACGUGUUGCUUUUCUCAUGGUGUUUACUUUCUUUGGACUUCUAAUUCCUGCACAUACAUAUUUGUAUGUAAAAUUUGCUGAUAUAUACUAUUCAUUAAAUAUCUACUUCACACUGAUUGUUUUAAGACUUGUGACCCUUCUGUUAAUGAGCCCUGCUUUGUCUCGAGUUGGUCAUGAGUUCAGCUGGCGCUGGGUAUUCACAAUGAUCUGGAGUGAAACGAAAGGGAUGCCUAAUAUAAACAUGGCCCUUCUGCUUGCCUACUCUGAUCUUUAUUUUGGAUCUGACAAAGAAAAAUCUCAAGUAAAGAAACCUGUAUUUUCUUAUUUGAAUAUUUGUCUGCUUUUUCUUGUUUUAAAACUUUUUAUGUAUCAAAUGUGUGUUUGUAUCAAAGGUCUUCGUGAUGCCACAUCAACAAAAUAUAAAUCAGUUUGUUGCACAUUUCAACACUUUCAAGAGCUAACCAAGUCUGUAGCCUCUGUCCUUAAAUUUGACAAAGAUCUUGCUAAUGCUGAUUGGAACAUGAUUGAGAAAGCAAUUAUACUUGAAAACCCAUACAUGUUGAACCAAGAAGAAACAACAGAACAGCAGAAGGUGAAAUGUCCACACUGUAACAAGGAAAUAGAUGAGAUCCUUAACAUUGAAGCAAUGGAGCUGGCCAACAGGCGUCUCUUGUCGGCACAAAUGGCAAGCUACCAGAGACAAUACAGGAAUGAGAUUCUGUCCCAGAGUGCUGUCCAGGUGUUGGUAGGUGCAGCAGGAAGUUUUGGUGAGAAGAAGGGAAAAUGUAUGCGUCUUGAGACAAUAAAGAAUUAUUCCGAAAGCCAAAAAACAAUUACCUUUACUAGAAAACUACUUCUCAAUUGGGUGUAUAAUACCAGAAAGGAAAAAGUGGGCCCAUCAAAAUACUUCUUUUUUCAUUUAUGCCAUACAAUAGUAUUUACUGAGGAAUUUGAACAUGUUGGAUGCCUUGUGAUAUUAAUGAAUAUAUUUCCUUUUGUAAUCUCUUGGAUAUCCCGGUUAAAUGUAAUCUACCGCAGAGAAUUAAAACACACUAACUACUGUUUUCUCACACUUUAUGUUCUAGAGGCACUACUUAAGAUAGCAGCAAUGAGGAAGGACUUUUUUUCACAUACCUGGAACCUAUUCGAGUUAGCAAUUACAUUAACUGGCAUAUUAUAUGCAAUACUUACUGAAAUAGAAGCCCUUAAGUAUAUUUUUGCUGUGACUGAAGUAAUAGUCUUUAUAAAACUUGUUCAAUUUAUUCGUAUACUACGCAUUUUCAAGCUCAUAGCACCGAAGGUGCUGCAAAUAAUAGAUAAAAGAGUGAGUCAUCAGAAGACCUUUUGGUAUGGAAUACUAAAAGGAUAUGUCCAAGGCGAAGCAGACGUAAUGACUAUAAUUGAUCAGAUUACAAGUUCUAAACAGAUUAAACAGAUAUUAUUAAAGCGAGUAAUAAGGAAUAUGAAGCAUGCUACGAAAGAGCUAGGCUACUUAGAGUAUGAUCACCCAGAAAUUGCUGUCACUGUGAAAACAAAGGAGGAAAUUAAUGUUAUGCUCAAUAUGGCUAGAGAAAUUCUUAAGGCUUUCGGCUUGAAAGGAAUUAUUCAUAAAAUUGAAAGUGCUCAAAUUAGUAAGUUAAUCACUGCCAAAAAGAAAGAGAUGCUUGAGUCUACAUCUAUUAUCAGACCUCUUACUGUUGAAGAAGUCCUAUAUCAUAUUCCGUGGCUAGAUAAAAACCAAGACCAUAUAAACUUCAUUCAGGAAAAAGCCAAAGUUGUAACAUUUGAUUGUGGAAAUGGUGUAUUUGAAGAAGGUGAUGAGCCCCAAGGAAUCUAUAUCAUUAUUUCAGGCAUGGUAAAGCUUGAAAGAUCAAAGCCAGGUUUGGGGAUUGAUCAAAUGGUGGAGUCAAAGGAGAAAGAUUUUCUGAUAAUUGACACAGACUAUAUGCUCAGUGGAGAAAUAAUAGGAGAGAUAAACUGCUUAACUAAUGAACCUAUGAAAUAUUCUGCCACCUGCGAAACUGUAGUAGAGACAUGUUUUAUUCCCAAAACUCAUUUGUAUGAUGCUUUUAAGCAAUGCUCUCCUCUCAUUGAACAUAAAAUGUGGCUAAAAAUUGGACUCGCUAUUACAGCCAGAAAAAUCAGAGAACGCUUGUCUUAUGAGGAUUGGAACUACAAGAUGCAACUAAAGCUCUCUAAUAUUUAUAUAGAAGAUAUACCAAUGACCACCAAAACUGAUAUCUAUGAUGAAAAUGUAAUCUAUGUUAUCCUCAUACAUGGAGCUGUAGAAGAUUGUCAGUUACGAAAAUUUUAUAGAGCACCUUUCUUAAUUCCUAUAACAUGCCAUCAGAUACAAGGUAUUGAAGAUUUCACAAAAGUAGUGAUUAUUCAAACUCCGACUAACAUGAAAGCAUUCAGAUGGAAUAUUAGAAAGUUUAUUCCUAAACAUAAAAGUUCUCUUACACCAGGAUUAAUGCGUUCAACUGAAACAUUGGAAGCAGGCAUUCAAGAAGAAACAAAAACAAAUGUUAAGGAGAAUGGAGCACACAGUACUGCCACUGCCAGGAGUCCCCAGCCUUGCUCUCUGCUCUGGACAAAGUUCAACUGUAAGAAGUCCCUUAGAAUAAACCUAGGAAAGUCAGGAACGAGUGAGAUUGUUAUGAAGACCGAAGCAUGUAUUAAUGCUGUGGCUGAGAGGCGUCCUGCUGCAGAAACACACUUCCCUACAUCAAGAAGGAGCAACAUCAAGUUGGAUCCUGUGUGGACGACCUUGGUGCUAAGCAGAAAAGAAGUUUGGACCUUGAGACCAGCCAGUUCAACACAUAUACUUUUUGCAAAAUUUCCUUGA
Messenger RNA from Mandrillus leucophaeus (drill), 3786 nucleotides. RefSeq names its product solute carrier family 9, subfamily C (Na+-transporting carboxylic acid decarboxylase), member 1 (gene SLC9C1). Gene Ontology annotation, molecular function: sodium:proton antiporter activity. The record is from RefSeq and is a predicted model, not a curated record. Lineage: Eukaryota; Metazoa; Chordata; Mammalia; Primates; Cercopithecidae. Gene Ontology annotation, biological process: proton transmembrane transport. Gene Ontology annotation, cellular component: membrane.